Molecule: messenger RNA, 1791 nt
Organism: Cadophora gregata
Lineage: Eukaryota; Fungi; Ascomycota; Leotiomycetes; Helotiales; Ploettnerulaceae
Exons: 4
Coding region: 1-1791 (596 amino acids)
Biological process (GO): protein K48-linked deubiquitination
Cellular component (GO): nucleus
Molecular function (GO): ubiquitin binding; cysteine-type deubiquitinase activity
Source: RefSeq, a predicted model, not a curated record
AUGUUCCAACCACAAGCUACGCCCUACUUCUCGUCAUAUGGAAUCUCAGCACCGCCUCCUGAAUUUGCUGGAUUCCAAUCCUCUGCUGGUGUUGUACACAGUGGAGGACCCACGUUGUUUCGAGAUCGCAUCUUCAGUCCCGUCGCCGCUACGAACCAGACCAGUGGCCCAUCCCCACUGAACUUCAACAACACCAACACCAACACCAACACCGACCACCACGGCUCGGGCCUCCCGCCAGACUAUCGCAAGAUGAGCGCCCACGACAUAGAUGCCCAAGAGGCACUGGCCAGGGACUACAAUCCUGUCUUGGAGGGUCCGAUGGUGGGGGAGAAGAGGAGCAGUCAGGCUAUUACCGAGGAAUACGCAAAGGCAGACCCGAUAUACGUGGUGAAGACAUCUGCGCUACCACAGAAAUACUCGCAUUAUCGACCGAUCCUGGGUGAUGGGAACUGUGGAUGGCGGGCUGCCGGCUUUGCCUACUUUGAGACCUUACUACGACAACGCGACAGAGAUCAACUGGAAGGGGAGACGGCUCGCAUGAUAUCCUUGAACAACUUUCUCACAACUGUUGGAGGAUUUGAAACUUGGCUCUUCGAAGACAUGGUGGAGAUGACAACAGACCUCCUGAAAAGCCUGGCGGAGCUGGUGGAAACGGCGCCUCGCGAAGCAGAAAAGUUGCUACUGGAAAGCUUCAACAACAAGGAAAUAUCCGAUUCCAUUGUGUACCAUUUCAAACUUCUGGCAGCUUCGUGUCUGAAGGGCAACCCUCCGAUGUAUCAAGGUUUCAUCCCAGAUGUUGGAAUCGACGAAUAUUUGAAGGGAGGCAUAUUGGUUACGAAUACAGAGAUUGAUCACUUGGGCAUGACCCUUUUGAUUGAUGUUCUGUUGAAACCAAUUGGCUUCUCUGUGGAAAUUCUCUACCUCGACCUGAGUCCAGGAUCACAGGCCAACACCCAUGUUUUCCAGACAGAAGAUGCCAAUGGUAUCCCAACGAACCCCAAUGGACCUAUGAUCCACCUCCUCUAUAGACCAAGUCACUACGAUAUUCUGUACAAAGAUCAAGGCAACACCACGCAUAAUGCUACUGUUGACGAGGCUACACGAAAUACAAACAUCCAAGUCAAUCGAGCUACCAGUUUCAGUCUUCAACAGCCUAUCCAAAGUACCCCCGUAUCGAUGGAGGGCUUUGAUCAAAUGGACAUGUCACUCCUGUCGUGCAUACCAGGCUUCUCCCUCCCUCCCCAAGCUUCAAAUCAUGGAUUUCCCGCACAAUACUCGAACCAGAUCGACACGUUUCCACCAUCUCCGAUAUCUGCAUCAAUUUCUCCGAUCUCCCCUGGCGCUUCUUCGACAACAACUUCCUCCAACGCGCUUCCGGCUUCUUUUCCCGCGCAACCGCCGCCCCCAAGCUCGCUAACCUCACCAACUCUCACAUCGGCCCACCCAUCCUUCCCACAUCCGACAGCACAACUCCCAAUUCUCACUCACAUCCCGCCGCCGCCACAGCAGCAUCGGCCGUCUCUGUCGUCUCAUCCUUCCCUAUCGGCCCAUUCAUCGGAGCUCUCGUCACCCAGUUCGGCCACCACGUCAAGCCAGUUUCGCCCCAGCAGAUACGAAUGGGAGGCGGCUGCAGCUACUACCGAUUGGCAAGAAGAGCGCGUUCAGUUUCAAACCUCGACCUUCAAGAACAGUCACUACAACACGGCCCACUUCAACAAUCCAAACUUCCAGCCGGAGGAAUGGACCCCUGAGUCCGAAGACCCGCCAGUGAGGAAGCGGUCUAGCUGA